CUCUGGUCGGCUUAACUCCGGCCUACGGCGGGCGACAUCGGCUAUAGCUCGACCUCCGACAGCUGGUGCAGGUGAAGUUACAGUGGACCUGUGUACUGAGAGCACGACAGUUACGCUGUACGGUGAUGUUUAAACAACGAAACUUCCAAACUAUCUAUAACAAUAGAGAACUAUCACAAACAAUAUUUAACAAAGGCAUUUAAAAAUUGUUGUAUUUACUUUCACCGAUUUUACUUACAAACAAAAACAAACCACGUUGCCAAUAUUUCUUUGCUACUCUCUCCGCAAUGUCGAGCAACCCCGCCUCAUCAGCUAUAAACAAGGCAAAGAAGCAAAAGGAAGAAGUCGCGGAUUCAUGGGAGGAUGAAGAAGUGUCUGAGGAUGAGCCUGUGACUACUAUCAAUCAAUCUCAGCCCUCAGAGUUUGCUACGCCUCUCACAUCGCCGCUGCCUAACCCUCCUCCGCCUACACGAAUGUCACCAUAUGAUGCCACUGGAGGAUGGGAUUCACAUCAAUCAGAAGCGCCAAGCUCAUCAUCUGCCAGGAACGACGGUAGGAGGCCAGAGAAGACAGACGCUGUGGCUCGCAGACUCAUUGCUGCCGGCUUGGGCCUCAAGGCACCAAAGCAGACCGAAGAGCAAAAGGCAUACCAAAGAUCAAUACGUGAACAAGAGAAGAAGAAAAAGGAUCAAGAAAAGGAAGAAGAGCAAAGAAGACUAGAAGAAAAACAAAAAGCGAAAGCGGCAAUCUGGGAUGAUUAACAUAGACAGCUUCAAAGGUAACGAUGUUCUUAGAAAGGUACACCUCACCACGCUAACAAUCCGGCUAUAGCAUGCAGUCCCAUAUUGCCCUGAAAAUAAAACAUAAUAAAUUCGUAACAGCCUUUGUUUUUGUUUUUUUUAAUUUUAUUUACGCGCGCGCGACGGACUAAGUGGCGGAGUAUGCGCAACUCGCUUCAACACUUGCAUCGUUCCAUGACCAAUUCUGACAAAUCCAUUUUCG
Messenger RNA from [Torrubiella] hemipterigena, 1002 nucleotides. The record is from the annotation of a GenBank genome assembly. NCBI's taxonomy places the organism in Eukaryota, Fungi, Ascomycota, Sordariomycetes, Hypocreales, Clavicipitaceae.